GAAAAUUAAUUGAUCAGCUGUCAUUGUCUGUAAUGCUAUAUUAAGAUCAAGUAUGUGGAAGACACAAUCUAAGGAUAUUCGAAAAUCAGAUCGUAAACAUAUUCCAACCAUUUUUGAUACUAAUGAUGAAGAUAUAUCUGACAAAGAUUUGGAGGCUGAAUUGGAAGCUCUGAUUAAUCCAACUAUCAAUAUGAACAGGAAACAAAAUAUAAGUAUUGUUGAUUCAAAACACAUUAUCAAUGAAAUUAUGAAUUUUAAUUAUGAACAGUAUCAAGUUGAAGAGUCAAAAUUAUCAGAUAAUAGUGACAUUGAAAAAGAUUUAGAAUUACUGAAUGAAUUAGAUGAAAUUAUGGGUUCAAAAAUUACCAAAGAUCAUAUAGUAGCUGAUGGUGUACAAAUCAAUGAGCCUUGUUCAUCUCCAUUAAAACGCCUUCAUCAAUCUGAAUUAAUGAAAAUACAUGAUGAGUUGUUUGAUAGUGACAAAGAUUUAAAUUCCAAAGCAGAUAAUAACAUAAAUAUAACUGAAAUUAUGCAAAUAGUUGAAGAUAGAAUUAAAAAUUAUUAUGAAGUUUUGCAAACAGCAAAUUACAACAAGGAUUUGUCAAAAUCUCGUAGAAUUAAAAGGGGGUUAUGCACAUUAGACAAGAUGAAAAAUGAUAUUUUAAGAGUUCAAGCAUCCCCUACAAUUAGUUUGAGUUUUACCAUUAGUACCAUACCACCAUUAAUUUCUAAGUGUAAAAGUGCCAAAAUUAUUGAAUCUGAAAAUGAUUUUAAUUUUAAAGAUCAAUAUUCUGUAAUCAAAGAAGAGACCAUUCAAAAUGCCAAUAUUCCAAAUUUUAUCAAUACACAUCAGAAUCAAACAAAACAAAAUUAUGAAAAAAAUGAUUUAAUCCAUAAUUUACCUCUUUUUCAGUUAGAAAAUAACAAUCUUUUGAAAGAUUCAAAUGAUAAUGAAAAUAUUGGAAAUAGAUGUUUAAAACCCAUGGAUGGUAAUACUUGUAAACAAAAUGAAAGCUCUUCUCUUUCAAACCUACCUUCAAAUAAAGCUAAUGAAAAAAGUCUUGAAAUAGAAAAAUUCAUAAGUUUAUUAACAUAUCGUCAAUCAGAAUUCAAGGAACAAGCCAUAAUUGCCAAAGGAAAUCAAGAUUUAAUAACAGCAAAAAUAUUUUUGGAAAUUUAUAAAAAUUACCAAAUUUUGAUUGCCAAGUUUUUACAAUUAAUCCCACCGAACGUAGAAACUAAAAAUAUCACUGAUUUAAUCAAAGAAUCAAAAAAAAUUCCGACGCUAACAGAAUACAUUUCAUCUCCACAAUCUUAUAAAUCUCUUGGUGAUUCUAAAAACGCUUCACCCGAUGCCAAUAAUCUAAAUAAUAGCACAACAUACCACCCGACAAUAGAUUAUAACGAACAUCAGAUUUCCGAAAUUAAAAUGUUAAACGAAACAUCGCAAAAAAUGGUGGCCCCAUUGAUGGACAAGAAACUCAUGACCGAAAUUCCCGAUAAGACGAACAAAUUGAAAUCCGAAUUGAAAGAGAGGUUGAAAAUUUACGAAGACUCCUUAAAUUCUUGCAAACAAACUGACGAUAAUCCUGGGAAACUUAGAAGGAUGACGAGAAUAAUAAAGCAAUACUCAGAUGCGAUUAAUGCUGUACAAAAUAAAAAUUGGAAUUAUGCAUUUCAAGAACUUCCUAAUCCACCAAAUUUUGCUGAGAUCUCUUUCACUGAAUAUAUAAAUGGCGAUAAAAUAGAUCAAAAAGAUAGCGUGUCAAAUCAAAAUAAACAAUCGAAUAACCAAAUUAUCUUGUCAACUUAUUCCGCCACAUCUCCUUCGCUACAGCCACAAAAUUACCCUCUUCACAUAACGCAAAAAUUACAAUCAUUAUCCACUCGUCAGGCAUCAUUUAAGCAAGCUGCCAUAAUAUCCAAAAAACAGGGAAAUAUAACUCAAGCCAAAGAAUAUCUGAGACUAAUGAAGGGAUUUGACCCUUUGAUUCAAGCUUGCAAAUCGGGCCUACCCAUCGAUUUGUCUGGAUUACCUAAAACCCCUCAAAUUUUGAGCACAGGCAAAUUAUCCAUCCCUUCCUCCCCUCUCACUUUGCAAUCUUCAAACACUUUUGCGAAUAUUAAUACCGACGGUAGAUCCAUAAAGAUUGACGAAAAUAAAAAGGAUUUGAGAUCCUUAGAAAAAAUUUUGAAAGAACAAAUCGCAUUGUGUGAACGAAAUAGCAAAUACUAUAUGCAUUGUGGAGACGUUUCAUCAGCCAAGAAUUUUGAUGCAAUGGCUCGGACGAGUAAAAAAGAUUUUGAGAAAUUGUCCAAGUUAAAAGAUAUUGGAAAUGAAGGAGUCAAAUACCGGUUUGAUGAGAAAAUAUUACCUUUAGUCAAAAGUAAUACAGAAUUAGGGGAUAAUGAUUUGGAGCUUACAAUAAUUAAAGGAUUCCAUUAUGAUGCUACCGCAAAUAAAGAAAUCGACACAUACGUGAAAUACGAAUUUCCAUUUCCUAAUACUAGUCCUCAAAGAGAUAAAACUGAUGUGAUUUAUGGCACGAAUAAUCCCGAAUAUAAUCAAACCUUCAAAUUAAAUAUCGAUAGAAAAUCUAGAGCUUUAGCAAGGGCUUUCAAAAGACAAAGUUUAAAAUUAGAAGUAUAUAUCAAGGGUGGAUUAAUGCGAUUCAUUAAUGGAGAUAGAUUAUUGGGCAUAGUUAACGUGAAGUUGUUUCCUUUUGAAAACGAAACUUGUACGAUUCACGAAUGUGCUAGCUUGAUGAACAAUAGAAAAGAAGCGGGUGGCAAACUUGAAAUUAUGCUUAAAAUUAGAGAUCCCCUUCACAGAAAGGAUAUCGAAGAAACCAAGCAUGAUUGGCUCUACAUAUUAUAAAUAUUUAAAAACUUUUUAUAGAUUAUAUACAUAAUGAAGAAGCGAUGUAUUAUAUAAAUAUUAAUCACGGGAAAGAUUCCGGAUAUAUAAUGAUUUAUUAUAUCGAGUCAUUUUUAUUCGACCAAUCUUUAAAUAAUAUACUUGCAAUAGUUUGAUUAUACUAUC
This is a messenger RNA of Gordionus sp. m RMFG-2023, 3043 nucleotides long. RefSeq names its product coiled-coil and C2 domain-containing protein 1-like. NCBI's taxonomy places the organism in Eukaryota, Metazoa, Nematomorpha, Gordioida, Chordodea, Parachordodidae. The coding region runs from base 53 to 2878 and encodes 941 amino acids. Gene Ontology annotation, biological process: regulation of transcription by RNA polymerase II. The transcript is spliced from 15 exons. Gene Ontology annotation, molecular function: RNA polymerase II cis-regulatory region sequence-specific DNA binding; DNA-binding transcription repressor activity, RNA polymerase II-specific. The record is from RefSeq and is a predicted model, not a curated record. Gene Ontology annotation, cellular component: nucleus.